Messenger RNA from Dama dama (fallow deer), 2364 nucleotides. RefSeq names its product chromogranin B (gene CHGB). NCBI's taxonomy places the organism in Eukaryota, Metazoa, Chordata, Mammalia, Artiodactyla, Cervidae. Gene Ontology annotation, cellular component: secretory granule. The record is from RefSeq and is a predicted model, not a curated record. The transcript is spliced from 5 exons. Bases 130 to 2070 code for a protein of 646 amino acids.
GCCCCACACCGCGGGAACCAGGAUACGAGGUCGUUUGCCCGGAGCAUCUUCAUCUCGCCUUCCGUCCCCUUCUCAUUCACCGCUUCAACUGCUAUCCUCUUUUCCGCGCAGAUUUGGACAAGCCAGGCCAUGCAGCCGGCCGCCCUUCUCGGCCUUCUGGGUGCCACGGUGGUUGCAGCCGUCAGCUCUAUGCCAGUGGACAUCAGGAACCACAAUGAAGAAAUGGUGACUCACUGCAUCAUCGAGGUCCUCUCAAAUGCCCUAUUGAAGUCCAGCGCUCCACCCAUCACUCCGGAGUGCCGACAAGUCCUGAAGAAGAAUGGAAAAGAUCUCAAAGAUGAAGAGAAAAGUGAAAAUGAAAACACAAGGUUUGAAGUGAGAUUGUUGAGAGACCCAGCUGACACCUCAGAAGCCCCCGGGCUCUCCAGUAGGGAGGACUCAGGGGAGGGGGAUGCCCAAGUCCCAACAGUAGCAGACACGGAGAGCGGUGGGCAUAGCCGAGAGCGGGCAGGCGAGCCCCCAGGAAGUGAAGUGGCCAGAGAAGCAAAGACACGCUAUUUUAAGAGCGAGGGACAGAACAGGGAGGAAGAAAUGGUAAAAUAUCAGAAAAGGGAACCUGGGGAAGUUGGCAGUGAGGAGAGACUGUCUGAAGGGCUGGGAGAGGCACAAACGGCUUUUCUCAACCAAAGAAACCAGACUCCGGCUAAGAAAAAGGAGUUAGUGUCCAGAUAUGAUACACAGUCUGCCGGGGGCCUUGAGAAGUCGCACAGCCGGGAGAGGAGCAGCCAGGAGAGCGGAGAGGAGACCAAGAGCCAGGAGAACUGGCCCCAAGAGCUGCAACGCCGCCCGGAGGGCCAGGAAGCACCCGGAGAAAGCCAAGAGGAUGCCAGCCCCGAGGUGGACAAACGGCGCUCGAGGCCAAGACACCACCACGGGAGGAGCAGGCCUGACAGGUCCUCUCAGGAGGGGAAUCCUCCCCUCGAGGAGGAGUCACACGUGGGCACGGCCAACUCAGGGGAAGAGAAAGCCCGCCAUCCAGCCCACUAUAGGGCUUUGGAGGAGGGAGCCGAAUACGGGGAGGAAGUGAGGAGACACUCAGCUGCCCAGGCUCCCGGGGACUUGCAGGGGGCACGAUUCGGGGGCAGAGGACGUGGAGAGCACCAGGCUCUAAGACUUCCCAGCGAGGAGAGCCUAGAGCAGGAAAACAAGAGACACGGCCUCAGCCCAGAUCUAAACAUGGCGCAGGGGUACAGCGAGGAGAGCGAGGAAGAGAGGGGUCCGGCGCGGGGACCCAGCUACAGAGCCCGGGGAGGGGAGGCGGAGGCCUACUCCACGCUAGGCCUAACAGAAGAGAAACGGUUCUUGGGUGAAACGCACCACCGUUUUCAGGAAAGCCAGAGGGACAAGGCGAGGCGCCGCCUACCAGGCGAUCUGAGAAAUUACCUCGACUAUGGUGAGGAAAAGGGUGAGGAAGGAGCCCGAGGGAAGUGGCAGCCUCAGGGAGACCCGGGAGACGCUGAGGAGAACAGGGAAGAGGCUAGGCUUCGAGGCAAACAGUAUGCUCCCCAUCACAUCACUGAAAAGAGAUUAGGGGAGCUACUCAAUCCAUUCUACGACCCUCCCCAGUGGAAGAGCAGCCGUUUUGAGAGAAAAGACCACAUGGAUGACAGUUUUCUUGAGGGUGAAGAGGAAAAUGGGCUGACCUUGAAUGAGAAGCAUUUCUUCCCAGAAUACAACUAUGACUGGUGGGAGAAAAAGCCCUUUGAAGAGGAUGUAAACUGGGGGUAUGAGACGAGAAACCCGGUCCCCAAACUGGAUCUAAAAAGGCAGUAUGACCGAGUGGCCGAACUGGACCAGCUCCUUCACUACAGGAAGAAGUCAGCUGAGUUCCCAGACUUCUAUGACUCCGAGGAGCAGAUGAGCCCACGACACACAGCAGAAAAUGAAGAGGAGAGGGCUGGCCAAGGAGUUCUGACGGAGGAAGAGGAAAAAGAACUUGAAAACUUGGCUGCGAUGGAUUUGGAACUACAGAAAAUAGCUGAGAAGUUCAGUGGUAACCGAAGGGGCUAAUGGUCAUUAGAGUAAAGGGCAGAUUUUAAGAGAGCCUUCACAUGAUCUGUUACCCACCACUUCACUGAAAGACCCCAUUUAUUUACCUAAAGGCAGAAAGUAGAAUUUACUUAUCCAAUGUUUGACACAAUUGGAAAUGUCUUUAAUUUUUGCCAGAAUGCUAUUGAAAAUAUGAAUAGCAUGACUUGUAGUAUACUCUUGAUCAAAAAGUAGAUAUAUUAACAUGCUUGUGACAAUGACUGUGCUACUGUCCUUGAAAAAAUGUCUUAGUUUGAAGUAAUAAAAGAUUCACCU